AUGGAUUUCGGUCAGAACGGUCGCCACGACAGCUACCUCGCUCAGGUUUCUGACGAGAUCAUGAACCACCACCUCGGCACCGAGUCCACCAAGCUCCUGCUCAAGCAGAUUCGCGAGUGUGUGCGCUCGGCCGGUGUCAACCACCAGAAGGUGUGCAAGGAGCUUGGCGAGGAGAUGGCCUUCCGUCUGGCCAACAACUGCGUCUCCGACUACGCCCGCCAGAACCACCGGUAA
This is a messenger RNA of Fonticula alba, 234 nucleotides long. RefSeq lists its product as hypothetical. The transcript is spliced from 3 exons. The record is from RefSeq and is a predicted model, not a curated record. Lineage: Eukaryota; Rotosphaerida; Fonticulaceae. The coding region runs from base 1 to 234 and encodes 77 amino acids.